Pediculus humanus corporis (human body louse) is the source of this 381-nucleotide messenger RNA. Its product is annotated as glycoprotein hormone alpha-2 precursor, putative. Gene Ontology annotation, biological process: cell surface receptor signaling pathway. NCBI's taxonomy places the organism in Eukaryota, Metazoa, Arthropoda, Insecta, Psocodea, Pediculidae. The record is from RefSeq and is a predicted model, not a curated record. Bases 1 to 381 code for a protein of 126 amino acids. Gene Ontology annotation, molecular function: hormone receptor binding. The transcript is spliced from 3 exons.
AUGGGGAAAAAAUUAAAUUAUUUUCCAAUUUUUUUCAUUUUCUUUAUAUUAACUAUGUUAGAAUCGUCAUAUUGUCAAGGAAUAUGGCGGAGACCCGGAUGCCAUAAAGUCGGACACACGAGAAAAGUGAGCAUUCCAGAUUGCGUUGAAUUUCACAUAACGACAAACGCUUGUCGGGGAUUUUGCGAAUCUUGGUCGAUACCAUCGGGAAUGGAAACUCUUCGUGUAAAUCCAUUUCAGGUCAUUACGUCAGUAGGUCAAUGUUGCAACAUUAUGGAAACCGAAGAUGUUGAUGUUAAAGUUAUGUGUUUGGAAGGAAUUCGUGAAUUGACAUUUAAAUCAGCUAAAACAUGUUCUUGCUAUCAUUGUAAAAAAGAUUAA